Molecule: messenger RNA, 1244 nt
Organism: Cyanistes caeruleus (blue tit)
Lineage: Eukaryota; Metazoa; Chordata; Aves; Passeriformes; Paridae
Source: RefSeq, a predicted model, not a curated record
CUGAGCCUGAGCCUGAGCCUGAGCCUGCUGGGGCGAACAGGGGCCGAGAACCUGUGCGGGGACCCCCCCGGAGCCCCCUCCCACUCUAUCGCCGCUCCCCAGCUCAGCCCCGAGGAGCGGCUCUCGCCCCACAUGCCCGAAUCCCUGCUCUGUGACUCCUGCCACGCCAUCGCCUUCCAGAUUGAGGAGCAGCUGCGCAAGGCAGAAGGGAAGGUGGGUAAGAAGGCUUUGAAGGAGUCGGACUAUAUAGAGGUGCUGGAGAGGAGCUGCUCACAGGACUGGGAGAGUUACGGGGUGCUGGAGCUGGACGGGGAGAAGCGGCUGGCGGGGCCGGGGCUGUCGAGGCAGCAGCCCCUGAGCGUGCUGGUGUCGGGGGGACCUUGGCCGAGCAGGCUCUCCAAGCUGUGCCACGGCUACGUGGGCGAGCAGGGAGAGGCGGGCAUUUUCACCGAGGGCAUCUCCUGCAUCAUCGCGGGGCUCUUGGGAACCGGCAACGGCUCCACGUCCUCCAGCCCCAACAUCGGCGUCCUGGGCAUCACCAAGGUGGGGAGCAGGAGGGUGAUCCAGUACGGAGCCGGGAUCAUGCUCCUGCUGGGAACCGUCGGCAAAUUCACGGCGCUCUUCGCCUCCCUGCCCGACCCCGUGCUCGGCGGGAUGUUCUGCACCUUGUUCGGAAUGAUCACGGCCGUCGGCCUCUCCAACCUGCAGUUCGUCGACAUGAACUCCUCCCGAAACCUCUUCGUGCUGGGCUUUGCCAUGUUUUUCGGGCUGACGCUGCCAAACUACCUGGAUUCCCACCCCGGGGCCAUUAACACAGGUGUUGCCGAGCUGGACCAGAUCCUGACGGUGCUGCUGACCACGGAGAUGUUCGUCGGGGGGACCAUCGCCUUCGUCCUGGACAACACCAUCCCCGGGACGCAGGAGGAGCGAGGGCUGGUGCAGUGGAAGGCAGGAGCGCACUCGGACAGCACGAGCAGCGCCAGCCUGAGGAGCUACGACUUCCCCGUGGGCAUGGGCGCGGUGCGGAGGAGCCGCUGGCUGAGGAACGUGCCCAUCUGCCCGCUCUUCACCGGCUUCAGGGCCCGGGCCAGGGCCACGGCAGCCGCGGAGGGCCCGGACGGCACGGACGGGGGCUCGGUGUGCACCAAGGUCUGAGCCAGGGGAGGGGCCCGGGAGGUCCCGCCCCAGCGCCGGAGGAGCCGAGCCGAGCUCCAGGGGGGCUGCCGGGGGUCGCCCACCAAGGC